AUGGGGGAGGAACAAGCCAGCGGUGUGAAGACACCUGUCGCCACGGAGACUCUAUCCCAAGCCACCGUACCAAAAGUCGCAAGCCCUUCGAUUGCGAUUCCCAGACCAAAACUCCCAGUGCCGAGUAUGCGCACGCCGACGACGACGUCGCCCAUAGAUACGCCGCGCAAAUGGAACACAGCGAAGCUGGGCAUGCGCGUGGGCGCCGAUGCCCUCUCAGCUGGCGCGGCAGGCAUCUUGGUCGCUCCAAUCAUUACCAUGAUAGACAAAGGCAUCAUCGAGAACGCCAGCGGCAGAAACACACUAGGCGACAGCCUCAAGCAAAGCCUCACACAACUCGUCUCAAAACCGCACCGCUUCCUCUCCAGCAAGCCCUUCGCCCUAAUCUUCAGCCUCUACUUCGGCACCUACCUCACCGCCAACACCAUUGACACCGCAUCCGCAACGCUCAAGCCCACUCAGCCCUUGCAACAGCAAACUAGCGGCACCAGCAAAUUCGUCGCUACCAGCUCCGCGAAUCUCGCACUUUGUCUGUACAAAGAUAAUCAAUUCACCCGCCUCUUCGCCGCACCAGGCUCCUCUCCUCGCCCCGUGCCCCUCCCUACCUUUGCCUUAUUCACUGUUCGCGACUGCCUCACCAUCUUUGCUAGUUUCAACCUCCCGCCGCUCCUCGCGCCCGCGCUGCAGGAGCGUAUGAGCGACCAGGUAAGCAAGUACGUGGGUGCGCUUAGUGUAGCGCAGUUUGUUACCCCUGCUGCGGUGCAGCUUGUUAGCACGCCGUUGCAUUUGCUCGGCCUCGAUUUGUACAAUAGGCCUGGGGUGCAUGUCGGAGGUCGUGAUGGGAGAGCUGCACGUGUGCUGAGAGAUUGGGGGAAGAGUGCUGCGGCAAGGAUUUGUAGGAUUGUUCCCGCGUUUGGGGUGGGAGGGGUGGUGAAUACGAAGGUCAGGAGGGGGUUGAUGGGGAGGUUGGAAGAUGCGUGA
Molecule: messenger RNA, 981 nt
Organism: Bipolaris oryzae ATCC 44560
Lineage: Eukaryota; Fungi; Ascomycota; Dothideomycetes; Pleosporales; Pleosporaceae
Exons: 1
Coding region: 1-981 (326 amino acids)
Cellular component (GO): mitochondrion
Source: RefSeq, a predicted model, not a curated record